Molecule: messenger RNA, 2370 nt
Organism: Pezoporus flaviventris
Lineage: Eukaryota; Metazoa; Chordata; Aves; Psittaciformes; Psittacidae
Gene: SESN2
Product: sestrin 2
Biological process (GO): regulation of response to reactive oxygen species; positive regulation of macroautophagy; negative regulation of TORC1 signaling
Cellular component (GO): nucleus
Molecular function (GO): L-leucine binding; oxidoreductase activity, acting on peroxide as acceptor
Source: RefSeq, a predicted model, not a curated record
CCCCGCCGCCGCGCUAUGAAAGCCGUGCGGGCGCCGGGCACCGGGAGCUUGCAGCGCUCUAGAGCCCGGGGGGACCCCGGGACCCCCGUGUCCCCCCCCCCCGGGGCCGGCCCCGCCAUGCUGGUGGCCGGCUCUCCGUGCGGCCCCGCGGGGCUGCGGCAGUACCGGGGCUGUGGGGGCCGGCGGGGCUGCGAGGACACAGGGAUCCAGGUCCCCCAGGAGCUGGAGAAGGGGCCCAGCGCCUUCAUCCCCCUGCAGGAGAUCCUGCAGGAGGGGAUGGAGAGCAGCCUGCGCCAGCUCCUCAUCGAGGCCUUCGUCUCGGCGGGCCGGGUGGACAACAUCACCAUGGUCAUGGGGCUGCACCCCCAGUAUCUCAGCAGCUUCUGGAAGACCCAGUGCCUCCUGCUGCGCAUGGACGGGCCCCUGCCCUACCACAAGCGCCACUACAUCGCCAUCAUGGCAGCAGCUCGGCACCAGUGCUCCUACCUGGUGGGCUUGCACAUGGGGGAGUUCCUGCAGGUGGGGGGCAACCCUGCGUGGCUGCAGGGGCUGCACUGUGCCCCCCCGAAGCUCAGGAACCUCAAUGAGAUCAACAAGCUGCUGGCACACCGGCCCUGGCUCAUCACCAAGGAGCACAUCGAGGCCCUGCUGAAGACAGGGGAGAACAGUUGGUCCCUGGCAGAGCUGGUGCAGGCCCUGGUGCUCCUCACCCAUUACCACUCCCUCGCAUCCUUCGUCUUCGGCUGCGGCAUCAACCCCGAGGAGGACCAGGAGGGGGGACAGGGCUCCUGGCCCCCCCCGACCCACAGCGACAGCAGCCCGGCCUUUGAGGACAGCAUGGGGGGCUCUGGGGCCAGAGAUGCCAUGCAGGAGGUGGAGGUGCUGAUGGAGAGGAUGAAGCUGCUGCAGGAGAGCCAGCAGGAGGAGGAGGGCGUCACGCAGGAGGAGAUGGAAACGCGCUUUGAGAUGGAGAAGACGGAGAGCUUGCUGGUGGCUCCCUCGGACCUUGCGGAUCACUCCCUGCAGUCCAACGUGCUCUGCUUUGUGGAGGACCCCGAGUUCGGCUACAAGGACUUCACCCGGCGGGGGGAGCAGGCACCCCCCACCUUCCGUGCGCAGGAUUACACCUGGGAGGACCAUGGCUACUCGCUCAUCAACCGCCUCUACCCCGACGUGGGGCAGCUCCUGGAUGAGAAGUUCCAGGUCGUCUACAACCUGACGUACAACACCAUCGCCAUGCACUGCGGCGUGGACACGUCCAUGCUGCGCAGGGCCAUCUGGAACUACGUCCACUGUGUCUUUGGCAUCCGCUAUGAUGACUACGACUAUGGGGAGGUGAAUCAGCUCCUGGAGCGCAACUUGAAGAUCUACAUCAAGACGGUGGCUUGCUACCCGGAGAAGACAACCAAGCGGGUGUACACACAGUUCUGGAGACACUUCAAGCACUCGGAGAAGGUGCACAUCAACCUGCUCUUGCUGGAGGCUCGGAUGCAGGCAGCUCUGCUCUAUGCCCUGAGAGCCGUCACCCGCUACAUGACCUGACCAGCAUCUGCUCCCUCCUCCUCCUCCUCCUUCAGGGGGGAAGCCAAGGGGGGGAGCUAGUACCAUAAGGACUUUGUUGGAACGUCGUCUCCCUGCUUAAGGAGCUGUGGAAGGAGAGUUGGGGCUUCCCCAUCCCUCUUCCCAAGAGAGGGGACCCAACAGCCAUCAGUGCUGGGAAGACCCAGCAAUGCUGCCCUGGGCUUGGGGGUGCUCGAUGAAGCCAACCCAGGGUGCUGUGGGUGCUGCCUUCACCGUAUAGUGCUGGUGUUCUGUACAGUCAUGGUGUCCAUGUUCCAUGUCCUGGCACCAAGACUGUCACUGGGGAGGAGGGGGCAGAGAGCAGCACAGGAUGGACAGCACCGGCUUUGCUCCUGCUUCUUGGGGUCAUCCUGUGCUGGAAGCCAUGGGGGUGCUGCCCUGGCACCCCCUUCCCACCCAAGGAAGGCACCACAGCAGCGUUGGGAAGGAUCCAGGCACCCCGGGUGCUGUUCAUCUCCGAGCUGGGAUCACCUCCGUGCCUUGUCCCUGCUGUGACCUGGGGCCAUCCCCUCUGCCUGAGGUGGGGAAUGGGCUGCUCUGAGGGUGGUGGGGUGGGCUAUGGGGUGGCUGUAGCUUUAUCCAGAGCACGUCCCAGGGCGCGGGUCGCUGGGGAGGUGCCUGUUGGGAUGAAUCCUGGCUCAGCCACUCUUGGGUUGGCCCCGUGGCCCCUUACUCCAGUUAAGUUAUUUCUAUGUGGUUUGGGGUGGAUUUACUCCUGCCUGGGCACGGUGAUGCCUUUGGGCCUCGGGUACAGACCUUGUUUGAGAGAAUAAAAUGGUCAUUUUCUUA